UCGCGGUUCCUUAGCUGGAGUUUUUAGUGUAGUUAGAAUUAAAAAUAAAUUAGAAGAAACGUUUAUUAAAUAAGGACAAAAAUAAACGUCUCUUAUGAAACACGUGUCUUCCAUCCUCUCCUUUUCUUUGCCUCUCGCCACUGUCAAUGCUUCGAUUCUCCCCUUCCUCUUGACUUCCGUCUUCUCUUUUUGCUGCAAGAGAAAGGAAAACAAAAAGGGUCAACAAGGAAUCUUGAAGUCUCCAGAAACAUCUAUCUCCUUUAUUCUCAUGGACCCAAUUUUCACAACGCCUCCAUCAGAAACCGCCGCUGUAAACGGUGGUUAGAGAAUGGGUUGACAGUGGACCCUUUUCUGGUCGAGGCUUUGCAAAACCCUCCAUUGUCCAACGAGUUAUGGAGAUGCCCAUGAACUUUGUACUGUAAAACCAUGGUUGGAUGUUAUCAAAGGAGUAAAGUUUAUUGUGUGGUUUGCCAUGUUUGUUGUGCAUAAGAUGCAUGAAAGAUACAUGUGUUCCACUCUGAACCUAAUGUUGGAGAAGGAGAAGAGAAUGGAGAUACCAGAGAAGCAGAGGAUGGAGAGAGAAGAAUCACUAGCAAGAGAACACAACUUGGAGUAUAAAGCAACUUUGAGACGAGCUGUAAUGUUAGAUGUUCCUCACGCUGACUCUAUCUCCUCUUAGUACGGAACAUUUGACAAAACUCAAGAAGAUGAAACCGAAGAACAAGAAACAGAGGAGGAAGAAAAGGAAGAAACGGAGUCGAUUGCAUCAAUGGUGGAGGAAUCAUCGUCGUCAUCCUCUGUACGUCCAUCGUACAAGAGAAGAAGGAAACGUGGUGUUAAGACCAUCGGUUAAAGACGGCGGUGUUCAUGGCAGUGAGAAGGAAAUGAAGGGCCGAAAAAGAAAGAAUCCAUCUACUACGUGCGUUGGAGUCUCCAGUAGAACUAGAGCUAGAAAGGCGGUCUCAGCUGGGAAUGAGCCGGCAAGAGAAACGACUGUAGUUUCUCUCUCUGUUGAUUCAGAAAGUGAUGACAUGUCUGCUGUAUCAUCUAAGGCAAGGCAACCACCACAGCCCCUUGAAUUAUGCUUCAAGAGCACAGAGUUCACGAAGACUUGCAAGAUUCAAACCAAGUGCCUUGUGAAGAAUACAGUGGACGUGAUUAAGAAGCUUAAGGAGGAGGUUAAAUGGUUCAUAACCCAUCCUCAAUUUCGUCACUUCUUCCACAUGCCUGAUGAACAAUACCUGAAGCUCCAAGGAAUGUGGAUGUUACUCUUGCGCACCAUUUCGACUGAAGAAGAAGAUGUUGCAUGGUUUGGUGUGAAUGGUGUUCCCAUCCGCUAUUCUAUGAGGGAGCAUGCCCUCAUCUCGGGCUUAGACUGCCAUGAGUAUUCGAGGAAAUAUUUGAAGCUCGGGAGUACGAAGUUUGUGGAUUAUUACUUCGGUGGACUAAAGAAGAUCACCAUAACAGAUGUGGAGCACAAGCUGUUGUCUAUGAAGACACCAUGCAAUGAUAGAUUGAAGAUGGCUGUCUUGUUCUUCCUUGGUCGGGUUAUCAGAGGACAGGCAAAGGAUUGCGGACCAGUAGACCCGUUCAUCUUAAGGAUCGUGGAAGAUUUGGAUGUUUGCAGAACAUUUCCAUGGGGUCGUUUGACAUUUGAAGAUGCAAUAAAGAACAUCAAGCAUAUGAUGGAGCUUCUGAAGGGUGAAGUGCACUCGGCAUGCGGCUUUCCUGGAUUCAUAAUUCCAUUAGAGAUUUUGGCUUUUGAAUGUAUUCCUAAGCUGGGGAAAACAUUUCGACUAUCUAAAGACACACCUUCUGAAGAUUGUCCUAGGAUGUGCAAGAGCCGGUUUACAAAGAGUAGCAUGAAGGGAUAUCCUUUGGAAGAUAUAUAUGCUGCACUUGGACACACAAAGGUUAUUAACAGUGUGUUGGUGCCAACUGUGGGUGAGGAAAUCAUGCUGGCUCGUAUAAUUGAUGAGGAGCGAGAGUAUCAUUGUGAGGGAAGCACAAGUGAUACUUGGAACCACUGGCUAAAUGUGAAGCAGAAGAAGAUAUUUUGGAAAGAGCUAUACGACUUAGAUGUUGCUGCACGAGUGUUUAAGAAGAAGAAGGACAAAGAAAAGGUGACGUUUUUAGAAGAUUCGUCUUCUAAAUCUGGGUUGGAGAGCUUGAAAGCUCUGGAAGAAAAGAUUUUGGGGGCCAUGAGUGAAGGGUUUUCUGGUCUUAAAUCAGUGGUGGAGGCAAAGCUGGGUGAUAUGGAUGUGAGGAUGAGUAAAUUUGAAAAGAACCAGCGACAACUUAAAAGAAGGGCUAAGAAAAUAGAAGAAAAGCUGACUUCUAUUGAGAGCAACAAAAAUGAGGAGAGGAACUAUGGUGAAGAUAUGGAUUUUGGAUGGGAUGAUAGAGAUUAUGGUAGAGCUGAAGGGAAGGAAAACAGUGAGAAGGCUAAGGAAGACAAGGAAAACAGUGAGUCUGGCGAGGAAAAGGAUGUGGUCUCGGGUGGGGAAAACAGUAAGGAUGGUGAGAAAGACAAGGGAAACGUGGAGGAAGAAGAAGAGAAGGAGAACGAGGCUGAUAAAACAGAGCUGGGAACUAGAGAAAAAGAUGAGGUCUCUGAAGAAGAUUACGAUACUGAGGAAGAGGCUGAGAAGAGGAGAGUAGAGGCGGAUGCGUUAUGGAAGAGUAUUCUUUCUGAAGAGACUGAGUAUCUAGAGAAAGAGGCUGAGAAAGUUGCCAAGGGAACUCCUACACCACCACGUGGUAGACCGAAGAGAUUGGCCGCGAGAAAAAUAGUACUUACACCACCAGAGGAGUUUUUAAGAGGACCAACGGUAACUGCGCCAUCACCUAUCGAGACUGAAAAAGAGGCUGAGACAGUUAUCGAGGAAGAGGGUGAGGAGAUGGCAGUUGAAGCCGAAGAAAGUGACGAGGAGAGUCUCAAAGAAAAAAAUGCUGAAGAAAUGGUGGAGGAAAAAGAAGGUGUGGAGGAGAGUCCCACCGAGAAAAUAGCUGAAGAAAUGGUGGAGGAAGAAGAAGGUGUGGAGGAGAGUCCCACCGAGAAAAUAGCUGAAGAAAUGGUGGAGGAAGAAGAAGGUGUGGAGGAGAGUCCCACCGAAAAAAUUGCUGAAGAAAUGGUGGAGAAAGAAGAAGCUGUGGAGGAGAGUCCCACCGAAAAAAAUGCUGAAGAAAUGGUGGAAGAAGAAGCUGAGGAAGCAGAGGAAGCAGAGGAAGCUAUGGAAGCAGAGGAAGCUGAGGAAGCAGAGGAAGAGGCGGAUAAAGUGGUUGAGAAAGAGGCUGAGACAGUUGUCGAGAAAGAGGGUGAUAAAUACACUGAUGAAGAAAAGCAAAUGUGGGCCUUGGUCGUUUACAAGGCUAGUGAGGAGAUGGCGGAUGGGACCACUGAGGUGAGGAGAGAUGGAACCAAUGAGGUGAGGACAGGGUUCAAGCUUAGGUGCAAACAGAAGAUAAUGAUGUAUGGCAAACCAAGGGGGAAGAAAAAACCUCAGCGGCCCCAGAGUCAAGAAUCAGCACCUGUGAUUGCACGUACGCCAAGGGAGAAGAGAAAACCUCAGCGGCUGCAGAGUCCCUACACGCAGGUGAAGACAGAAGACAUUGACGGGCCUAAGAAGAAGCGUAAAACAAAGGUUAAGUAGGCGUCUGAAAAUUAUUUAUGUAUUUGAAGUCUUUAAAACUUGGUAGGAUGCUUUUGGAUGUAAUAUGCUUUUGGGUGUUUAAACUUGGUUGUGGUAUGCUUUUGGAUGUUUAAACUUGGUUGUAUAAUGUGUUUUGGAUGUUAAAAAACAGGUUUGGAAACUGUUUUCAA
This is a messenger RNA of Brassica rapa (field mustard), 3823 nucleotides long. RefSeq names its product plectin. Lineage: Eukaryota; Viridiplantae; Streptophyta; Magnoliopsida; Brassicales; Brassicaceae. The record is from RefSeq and is a predicted model, not a curated record.